AUGUCGUUCCCCGGCGGCGACACUCGGCCCACGAUCCGCUGCGACGCGUGCGGCAAGGGCACCCACCGGAGGAACCACUGCGUGGCCUUCCCCUGCGCCCGCUGCCAGGGCACGGGCCACUACGAGUACUUCUGCACCACCCCCGCCGACUUCGACUUCGCCUUCGCCGCCGCCGCGGGUGCCCCCAAGUGCGCCGUCUGCGGCGGCGCGGGCCACGGCGGCGAGAACUGCGAAACCGCGGAGCGGAGGGAGCUCUGGUGCGGCAUCUGCGACAAGGACGGGCACGUGGACAAGGAGUGCCCCACGCGCGACGGCGGCGAGGGGGACCAUUGCCGCGUCUGGUUCGGCUACGACAUCUGCCCCUUCUGCCGCGGCCCUGACCACAGGACCUACUCCGACUGUCCCCGUCGCAAACUAGCGCCGCUUCCGUAA
Brachypodium distachyon (stiff brome) is the source of this 432-nucleotide messenger RNA. RefSeq names its product zinc finger protein GIS2-like. Gene Ontology annotation, molecular function: nucleic acid binding; zinc ion binding. The transcript has a single exon. Lineage: Eukaryota; Viridiplantae; Streptophyta; Magnoliopsida; Poales; Poaceae. Bases 1 to 432 code for a protein of 143 amino acids. The record is from RefSeq and is a predicted model, not a curated record.